GCGCUCCAAUGUCCAAUCCAACCAAAAAUGAGACAAAAUCUUUACCUUAAUAAGAAGUAAGAACCAGAAUUUCUUGCAAUUUUUGUUGUUGUUGGAUUGUCUUUUAUUAGUUUCUUUGACUUCGUUUCAUUGAAGCCGUUCUCUUCUCUCACCAUUAUUUCCUCAACCCCUCUGAAAAUGGCUCAUCAUCACCAUGCGAAUCCACGAAUUCUGAUCUAGCUUCAACUUUAUUUUCACUUUCCACACAUAACCCAGGUUUCAUUUUUUCUCCUAUCGUUUUUGUUUGGUUCAAGUUUGUGUCUUUAGAAUUCAGUUUUGUUUUCUUGGCGUGCAAAUUGAGCAUAUUGUAGUUUGUUGUGAUUGAGAUUGUGUGGUUUCUGCUGUAAAUCACAGAGCAGUAGUUUUUUUUUUUUUUUUUUUUUUUUAUUAACAUUUGAAAGAAAGAAAGAAAUGUAGAAUCCAUGUUUGUAGAAUUGAAGAAAGAAGAAGGAGAAGAUACAAUAGAAAGCAUUUGAGAAGAAAGCUUUGGCAGGAAGAAAAAGAAAAAGAAAACAAUCACAAAAUAACGAAAUUUGUUAAGCUAAGGAGAAUGGCAGACUCAGCGGAAACGCUGGGUUCUUUGGUCUCUAGUUCCCCUUCACCAGAGGGAUCAGGGAAAGAUAGUCCUCCUCCCCCACCUGAUAAUUCCUCUCCUCCACCGGUGGAUUCUUCAUCUUCUCCACCUUCACCUAGUUCAAGUUCUCCUCCUCCUUCUCCUCCUCCUCCUACUACUUCUUCUCCACCGCCUUCAAAUUCAAAAUCCCCGCCUCCUACCUCGUCUCCAGGCUCAGGUUCUAAUCCCCCUUCACCCCCACCGCCAUCGGAUACAGUAGCUCCGAAGGCUUCACCUCCACCACCAUCAAAUUCAAAACCUCCACCACCAUCACCACCACAAAAAUCUCCUCCUCCUCCUCCUCCUCCUUCUACUCCUACUCCUACUCCUCCUCCUUCUAAUAAUAAUGGAUCUUCUCAAAACUCGCCACCUCCAUCACAAUCCCCACCUUCUUCUUCUUCUCCUCCUCUUUCUUCUCCUCCUCCUCCUCCUACUGAUAAUAAUUCUACUUCUCAGCCAACUUCACCACCUCCAUCUAAUACCCUUGUUCCUCCUCCAACUGCCAGUUCCUCACCUAACCCGCCUGGUUCACCACCCAAGAUAUCGAACACUUCUCAGCCACCCCCUCCAGCCAAAUCAUCACCAUCACCUCGGUCAUCCCCUUCUGGUUCUGGCCUGUCCCCUCCUCCCCCCAAAACUGUAGGUUCCUCUACUGAGGUUAGCUCCAGCCCACCACCACCAGCACAGAGUGGGAGUGAAACUGUUACUACUACUGCUACUUAUGUUGGGGUGGCGGUAGCAGGAGUGUUCAUCAUUGCCUUAAUUGCAGUCGUUUGCGUAACCACAAGACGGAGGAAAAGGCGAGCUCAGAUCUAUACCUCCCAUUACAUGCCCCCCAAUAGUGUUGCGGUGAAAACAGAUGGAUUUUACUACAACCAGUCACAGACUGUGGGGAAUAAUGGAGGAGAUCUCUAUUAUCAUUCAUUUGGAAGUAGUCAAGGGAGUCAAAGGGGGAAUGCAUACCAAGGACAAGGAGGGGCACCAGAAUCGAAUUCCCUAGGUGCUACUAAGUCAUUUUUCACCUAUGAAGAGUUGAUGGAGAUAACCAAUGGGUUUUCUCGCCAAAAUGUUAUUGGUGAGGGUGGGUUUGGGUAUGUUUACAAGGGUCAGCUACCUGAUGGAAGGGUGGUGGCUGUUAAGCAGCUCAAGGCGGGUAGUGGACAAGGGGAGCGGGAAUUCAGGGCUGAAGUUGAGAUUAUUAGUCGUGUUCAUCAUCGACAUUUGGUCUCGUUGGUGGGUUAUUGCAUCUCUGAGCAACAAAGAAUGCUCAUAUAUGAAUUUGUUCCAAAUAAAACACUUGAGCAUCAUAUGCAUGGUCAAGGAAUGCCAGUGUUGGAUUGGACCAAAAGAAUGAAGAUUGCUUUAGGUCUGCAAAGGGUUUGGCAUAUUUACAUGAAGAUUGUAUGCCAUCCAAAAAUUAUUCACAGAGACAUUAAGUCGGCAAAUAUUCUUUUGGAUGAUGUUUUUGAGGCACAGGUUGCAGACUUUGGACUUGCCAAACUGGCAAAUGACACUCACACUCAUGUAUCCACUCGAGUCAUGGGGACAUUUGGGUACUUGGCACCCGAAUAUGCAUCGAGUGGAAAAUUAACAGACAGAUCAGAUGUAUUCUCAUUUGGAGUUGUGCUUCUAGAGCUAAUCACUGGGCGUAAACCUGUUGACCCAAGGCAGCCUUUGGGAGAUGAGAGUUUGGUUGAAUGGGCUCGUCCACACCUUAUUCAUGCCCUUGAAACUGCUGAUUUUAGUGCAUUGGUAGAUCCACGACUUGAAAAGCAGUAUGUGGAGGUUGAAAUGUUCAGAAUGAUUGAGGCAGCUGCUGCGUGCAUUAGGCAUUCUGCUCCAAAACGCCCACGCAUGGCGCAGGUGGUAAGAGCAUUGGACAGUGAAGGUGAAAUGUCUGAUCUGUCUAAUGGGGUGAAAUAUGGCCAGAGCACAAUAUAUGAUUCUGGCCAAUACAAUAAAGAAAUUAUGAGAUUUAGGAGGAUGGCACUUGGCAGUGACGGCUCAGAUCUUGACGCGUACAGUGGACCAUACAGUGGACCAUACAAUUCUAAAGAAAUGCCAAAGCUUAAGGAUGAAUAUUCAAGUUCUGAAUCAGAAACUCGAGCCUUUAAUGCACGUAGUGGUGAGCAACGAUAUGGCAGCACAAGAGAAGGCAGUGCCCGCCGGUUUUAACUACAUGUGAUUCCAAAUGGUUUUCUACUGCACAAUAUUUGACCCAUAUAGGGCACUAGAAAAGGCAAUAUCUGCAAGAGAGGCAUUUGUUUGAUUUAAUCUGACUUAACUAGUGUGUAAAGCUUUUUUUUCUUUUUCUUUUUUCCCCUUUUUCCUUUUCUGGUGAAUCCUGGUAUAUCACUUAGUCCUUUAAAGUAUUUGCAGAGUAGGGGAAGCUUAAACUAAGUAAUACUCAGAAGGUAAAUUUUAAUACCAACAAUGUCUUGAUACUGGGGCGAGACCGUUCAUUUUUGUGUGAAUACUUAUUGUGAUAAACGUUUUAUCAUGGUGAAAUGAUUUAGCGUUUUCUGUAUUGGAUGCAUAUCAUUUACUACUAUUAUCAUCGUGUUUUUCUA
Molecule: messenger RNA, 3222 nt
Organism: Quercus robur (English oak)
Lineage: Eukaryota; Viridiplantae; Streptophyta; Magnoliopsida; Fagales; Fagaceae
Product: proline-rich receptor-like protein kinase PERK13
Biological process (GO): protein phosphorylation
Molecular function (GO): protein kinase activity; ATP binding
Source: RefSeq, a predicted model, not a curated record